CCGACGGUGCCACCCUAUACUACGUCUACCGGCCUUGCGACAUCCCCAGCGGCGGAACAAGCAGUAAGAGCACGAAGCUGAUGAACACUGUUGCCAUGCGCGGAUCCAGAAAGACCGUCUAAAGUCUUGACCAUGCCCUGUAUCAGCGGUUGAAGGAGGACCUCAAGGAACGCAAGUAUCUUGCUCCCCAUCGACUGGUGGUGCAAGGCCUCUUACUACUGGUUGGAGACCAAGUGCUACGGCUUCCUUGCCGGCAAUGAGGGCAUCGAGAGCUCCCACUCCCUGAUGCGGAGCAAGACUCUCGAUGCGUCCCCCGUGCUAAAGCGGCCCGACCUCGCCGGCGCCCACAACGACUUCCGCAUAAGCUUGUCCAUCAACGUGACAGCUGCUCUGCAUGGCGCCAGCGUUGUGAACCACUCGAGGGUCACGAGCCUGCAAGGAUGCUAACGUGAAGCUUUGCGGCGGGACAUGGGGUCUGCCAGAGACCGCCAGACGCCUCCGCCGCAUGAAAUCCGCAUCAGGGCCAAAUUCUUUAUCAACUGCACGGGGCCCUUCACCGACUCGCUCCGCAAGAUGGAUGACCCUAACUGCAAGACCAUCGUCACCCCAGCCUCGGGAGUCUACGCCAUCCUGCCCGGCCAACCUGGGCCUCGUCGACCCCUUCACGUCCGACGGCCGCGUCAUCUUCUUCCUACCGUGGCAGGGCAAAACCAUCGCUGGCACCACCAACGAGCCUGCGUCCAUCGCGCCGAAUCCGCUGCCCGACGAAAAGUCGGUUGGAUGGAUCCUCAACGAGAUCAACCUACCUCUCGCCGGACAUCAAAGCCAGACGUGGCGACGUCCUCGCCGCCUGAUCCGGACUCUGCCCGCUACUCAAGGCAACCACCUCGUCGACGUCUCCGCUUCGGGCCCCAUGACCUGCGCGGACGGCCAAUGGACGACUUGCCCAGAGCUACGGCGGCCGCGCCUGGUCCGUCGCCGUUCUCUGCCGAUCCACAGACAAGCGCUUCACCGCGCGCGGCGAGCGCCCCUCCUUCGAGGCCCAGACCUUGCUCGAGGCUCUGCCCAAGGUCAUGGACAUCGUGACCAGGGAGCUGAAAUGACGGGAACAGGCGACGGCAAGAUCUCAAGUGGCGAGAAAAUGAGGUGCCACGGCGAUGCUGCACCGUCGCCUUCCUCGAGUCCAUGGGGGUGCCCAGGUCGAUGCUUUGCAUCACCCGCAAACAGGUCGAGCAGCGCAAAGAUUGACUUUGCCAGCCAGCCAGGAGCGCAAGAUGUGCUCGCGCCACGACGACGGAACCGCUGACGAGCAGUAGCUCCCCGCGGAGACUGCGAUGCUGCUUCGCAUUGGCGGUAAGCCGGAAAGCUUGUUUCGUUUAGUGAGCCGUGUCGGCCGUAAGGUAAGCGAGAGGUGACCUGAGGGUAGCGAGGGAGGGCUCGAGAUGCAGAGCAACAAGAUUAGUCGAGGACAAAGAAGAGUUGUGCCACUAGUUGAAUGUCUCGGACGGACAGGCUGGCCCCCUCGGCCCCCGCUGUGGUUAAUCAAUAAUACAUGGGGCCGGUUGGUUGCUCUGGACCUUAUGUCACUUCGAAGAGGACGAAAAUGAGAUUCCAAAGAUGUAGGUUGUGAGAAUAGAGUUCUUUUCCCUUCUUUUU
Messenger RNA from Colletotrichum destructivum, 1656 nucleotides. RefSeq names its product Putative FAD-dependent glycerol-3-phosphate dehydrogenase. Bases 506 to 1306 code for a protein of 266 amino acids. Gene Ontology annotation, molecular function: glycerol-3-phosphate dehydrogenase (quinone) activity. Gene Ontology annotation, cellular component: mitochondrion; glycerol-3-phosphate dehydrogenase (FAD) complex. The transcript has 2 exons. The record is from RefSeq and is a predicted model, not a curated record. NCBI's taxonomy places the organism in Eukaryota, Fungi, Ascomycota, Sordariomycetes, Glomerellales, Glomerellaceae. Gene Ontology annotation, biological process: glycerol-3-phosphate metabolic process.